AUGGCGCGCAAAUGGCUUCGACAAGCUCCGCUGCGCUUGUGUAUCGGGCAUCGCAGCUCGGCGCAGAUUGGGAAUGGAUCGAUUCUUCCCGCUGCACCCUCUUGGGCCACAUUCGGAGCUGCCAAUGACAGGUCGGCGCAUCUACUUGCGGUGCAGAGGCUGCUGACCUCGUCUAGCCGUGACAUGCCGCCGAAUGGGGAUAUCAACUCGACUCUUUUGCUCUCGCUUGUCGGCCGCCGCCGUCGAGGCUCCGCACCUGCUGGACGCGGCGCUUGUUGCUUGUUGCAGACUCCGGCCAAGCUCUCCAUGUGCAGAUGAGCAGUCAACUGAUCUCACUUUACCCCGGGCAAAUGCGCG
This is a messenger RNA of Trichoderma asperellum CBS 433.97, 357 nucleotides long. The record is from RefSeq and is a predicted model, not a curated record. NCBI's taxonomy places the organism in Eukaryota, Fungi, Ascomycota, Sordariomycetes, Hypocreales, Hypocreaceae.